Molecule: messenger RNA, 2085 nt
Organism: Melampsora larici-populina 98AG31
Lineage: Eukaryota; Fungi; Basidiomycota; Pucciniomycetes; Pucciniales; Melampsoraceae
Exons: 7
Coding region: 1-2085 (694 amino acids)
Source: RefSeq, a predicted model, not a curated record
AUGGCUGACAAUCAAUCAACCACUGAUCAACCUACUCGUCACAUCCGUCAGCCCCGUCGCAGCCUACGUACAACCAAUGCCGAAACUCCGCCUUUAUCCAAAGGAACCCCAAGCAUUGUCUCAAAUGCAGUAGGUGACACCACGGUUAAGCAGAAGAAACGGAAGAAGCAAAGCAAAUCAGAAUCAGAUGAAGACCCUAGCGUUCCGGUUGGCAAAACUACUUCCCGCGAAAGAUUGCUUGACUUACUGAACCGGCGAUUCCAGCCUAAAAAACCUCGCCUAUCAGCCGCCAGCGAUAAAAAGACAACUCGGGCCAAAAAAGCUUCACAAACCACCCGAGCAAAGGCCACUGAUGGCAUCAUUACCACCCGUCCUAGUCUUCCACCUCACAGUUUACCGACCGAUCUAGACAUUUCGAAAAGCCACGAAAUUAACUACUCUUUGUUUCACGAUUCUCAACUGCUAGAACUGCUUCACAACAUUGGCCUAGAUACGACGGGGAUGACUAAAGAAGAACUGAUCAAAAACUGCAAGUUGCAUCAAGAUCUAGUUGUUUUACCGGGUUUUUCUGUAACAGCACCUCAAGCUGGACCUUCGACACCGGCUGAAGGAAUGGAAACAGAUGCUGCUGACGAUACAACUUUACCCGAAAUCAUGGAGCACCCACAAACACCUAUUCCUCCCCUGCAAUCCACUUCGAAAUCGGAUCCAGCACCUCGACCAAAACGUACAAAAGGGAAGGGAAAGCAAGUCUCUAAUCAAGCGAACGACAAUCUUUCUCGAAUUGAAGAACUCUCUGCAGCCUCUGAGCAAGAGGAUUUUCACCCCCAACAAUCCACUUCGAGGAAAAAAUCUUCAAAAAACUGCAACUUACCUACUGAUGAUAGUGAUCCAACAAAUUUAGAUUCUUUGAAAGGUAUUAUUGCAGAGCAUAAAGACACUAUCAUCAAGCUGAACACAGUCUUUACAGAAACAAAUAAGAGGGUUCAAGAUCUUGAAGACGAAGUUCGCACACUAUCGGCUGUUGUUAAGAAGUUGGUUGGAGAGAAUGUUAACAGUCCCUCAGAUUCAAAAACACGCGGUGGUCGUAUAGCAGCUCGUGUGAGAUUUCACGUUGAAACACUUCUAGGGCAACGAACUUGCGAGAGGAUCCUUCCAAAACCUGCCAGUGCGGAAGAGAAGCAAGCUUGGAUGUCUCAGGAAUCUCUCGAUCUAUUUGAGUUUAACGUUGAACAUGAUCUGCUGCCCUCAGUUCCUGAAGACGGCGAUCCCACCUUCCCGUAUAAGGAUGGCCCAGGUCAUACAAAAUCUACCCCGCAACAGCUUUCUGUGAUGUGGCAGAUGAUGCAGGCAGUCGGAGUAUCGAGUUUUCGGCCCGACUUCUCUCGAACCCAAUCCUCCAAGGAUAACAAGUGGCUUUGGGAUCUUGGAUUAAAGAUUUUUAUUAAACUUGUCGAGUGUGGGGAGUACAGCGGUGUUCCUCUUGGUGUUGACGGGAUUGCUGCUAUCAAAAAAAGUCUGAAAUCACAUAUUCAAACACUCAUGAAAAGGUACUCUCAAGAGAAAUGGGAUGCCGCACAAAAAGAGGCAGCAGCAAAUGAAGUUAGACGAGCUACAAGGGCGCGACAUUUGAAAUCCCAACGGGACCGUAUAAUUCUUGCAAACCCGGGCUUGUGGUCUCUUUCAUCAAUACUCGAAAGUGCUUGUAGCGACGAUGAGACCGAUGACGAUGGCCACUUGGCCACCGGAUCCCCACGCUCCACAAGGCCAUUGCGCGUGCAAAGGCUUGAGUGGCGCAGCUCUCAAUUAGAACUGAUCUUCACUCGUAUUGAUGACCUCAAAGACCAAAAUGACGCCAGCAUACCUGGUAUCUCACCUGGUCAAAGGGGUCGCCCUCCUCAAAUGCGUAUUCGAAGUGAUGAUAGACCUCCAAGUUCGAUAGAAGCACCAGUGGGAUUACCUGUCGAUUGUUACUCGUCAGACUGGUUAUCCUCAUUAUCAGGCCUUGAUCGCUGUCAGCUUGAGAUUAAUGAAAUCCCACAAUUGAGCACAUGCCUUACAGCUCUUGACGCAUUGAUUUUUUGA